Dicentrarchus labrax (European seabass) is the source of this 5365-nucleotide messenger RNA. RefSeq names its product trafficking protein particle complex subunit 9 (gene trappc9). The record is from RefSeq and is a predicted model, not a curated record. Bases 164 to 3610 code for a protein of 1148 amino acids. Lineage: Eukaryota; Metazoa; Chordata; Actinopteri; Moronidae. The transcript is spliced from 24 exons. Gene Ontology annotation, cellular component: trans-Golgi network.
AGUCAUGCUGUUGAUUGAGUGUUGCAAAACACUGCUCCAAAGAAGGAAGCUGUGAAACUUGACAGGUUAAUGCUAAGGUAAUGAGUCGCCGGGGUCCAGUUUUCCUUCCUGUGUACACCAGAGAAUCCAAGCUGCACGUUUUCAUUCAAAUCCACAUGUGAAGAUGAGCGUCCCAGACUACAUGCAAUGUGCAGAGGACCACCAAACGGUACUAGUGGUGGUCCAGCCGGUCGGCAUCGUACCCGAGGACCAGUUCUUCAAGAUCUACAAACGCAUUGCCGGUGUGAGCCAGGUGAGCAUCAGGGACUCACAGCGUCUCCUCUACAUCCGCUACCGCCAUCACUACCUGCCUGAAAACAACGAGUGGGGAGACUUCCAGACGCACCGCAAGGUGGUGGGCCUCAUCGCCAUCACCACCUGCGCCUCAUCCAAGGAGUGGCCCCAGACUGCCGAGCGCUUCCACGGCCAGAAGGAGGUGUACAGCUCCACGCUGUAUGAUUCGCGGUUGCUGGUGUUUGGGCUGCAGGGAGACAUUGCGGAGCAGCAGCGUACUGACGUGGCCUUCUACCCCAGCUACGAAGACUGCUCUGAUGUGGAGAAGAGAGUGGAGGACUUUGUGGAGUCAAUAUUUAUUGUCCUGGAGUCCAAGCGGCUGGACCGCGCCACGGACAAGUCAGGUGACAAGAUACCACUGCUCUGUGUGCCCUUUGAGAAGAAGGACUUUGUGGGUUUGGACACAGAUAGCAGGCAUUAUAAGAAACGUUGCCAGGGACGGAUGAGGAAGCACGUUGGGGACUUGUGUCUCCAGGCAGGCAUGCUGCAGGACGCCCUGGUCCACUACCACAUGGCUGUGGAGCUGCUCAGGGGUGUAAAUGACUUCCUCUGGCUGGGUGCUGCGUUGGAGGGUUUGUGUUCAGCCUCUGUCAUAUUCCACUACCCUGGAGGCACAGCAGGGAAGACUGUAGGACGCAAGCCAAGCAUCUCCCAGCCAGCAGACGCAGGGAAACGCCACAGACCAGGGGCUCAGGAGGUUCUCAUUGACCCAGGUGCCCUCACAGCCAACGGCAUUAGUGCAGACACCAGCACUGAGAUUGGACGAGCAAAGAACUGCCUGAGUCCUGAGGACAUUAUUGAGAAGUACAAAGAGGCCAUCUCCUACUACGGAAAGUAUAAGAAUGCAGGAGUGAUCGAGCUGGAGGCCUGCGUGAAAGCGGUCAGGGUGCUGGCCAUUCAGAAGAGGGCCAGGGAGGCCUCCGAGUUCUUGCAGAACGCCGUUUACAUCAACCUGGGACAGCUAUCAGAGGAGGAGAAGAUCCAACGCUACAGUAUCCUGUCUGAGCUCUACGAACUGAUCGGCUUCCAUCGCAAGUCUGCAUUUUUCAAGCGUGUUGCAGCCAUGCAGUGUGUGGCUCCCACCAUCCCAGAGCCUGGCUGGAGGGCCUGCUACAAGCUGCUGCUGGAGACGUUGCCUGGAUACAGCCUGUCACUUGAUCCCAAGGACUUCAACAAAGGUACCCACCGAGGCUGGGCCGCAGUUCAAAUGCGCCUCCUACAUGAACUGGUGUACGCCUCCCGUCGCAUGGGCAACCCCGGCCUGUCUGUUCGCCACCUGUCCUUCCUGCUGCAGACCAUGCUGGACUUCCUGUCUGAUCAAGAGAAGAAAGAGGUGACCCAGAGUCUGGAGAACUACACCUCCAAGUGUCCAGGUGGAAUGGAGGUCAUCACCCUUCCUGAUGGCCUGAAGCUCCCACCGGUGCCCUUUACAAAGCUCCCCAUUGUCCGAUCAGUGAAGCUCCUCAAUCUGCCUGUCAGUCUGCGUCCUCACAAAGUGAAAGGCCUGCUGGGACAGAACAUGUCCACUGCCAGCCCCUUCAUCUACUCACCAAUCAUCAUGCACAACAGAGGAGAGGAGCGUUGUAAGAAGAUAGACUUCCAGUGGGUUCAAGGGGAUGUUUGUGAAGUGCAGCUCAUGGUCUACAAUCCCAUGCCUUAUGAACUACGUGUGGAGAACAUGGGUUUGCUGACCUCCGGAGUGGAGUUUGAAUCCCUGCCUGCUGCUCUGUCCCUGCCCGCGGAGUCUGGCCUGUACCCCGUCACUCUGGUUGGCGUCCCGCGUACAGCUGGCAACAUCACUGUCAAUGGUUACCACACGUCAGUGUUUGGUGUCACCAGUGACUGCCUGUUGGAGGGCCUGCCUGGUUUGAAGACUAGUGGCUGUUUGGUUGAGGUCAUUCCCUCGCUUCCUCGUCUCCAGCUCAGCACCUCACUCCCACGGUCAGCCCACACACCUCAGCCGAUGACCAAGGAGGAACUGUCCAGCACUGUGUCCGUCCAGCUUUUUAAUGGAGAGACCCAGCAGCUGACCAUCACCUUGGAGAACAUCGGAUCUGAGGACAUCGAGACUCUGGAGCUCACCUCUAAGAUUGUCAGCACCAAAGAGAAAGUGUUUGGGGAGUUUCUGAGCUGGGAGCUAGAGGAGGCUUUGUCUCACCUGCCUCUAAAACCUGGCCAGUCUGUGACACUGACUGUCGGCAUCAAAGUCAAGCUGGACUUCUCUGGGCAGGAGAACCUGCUGCAGGACCUCAACGACGAUGGGAUCAGUGUGACAGGCCUGCCAAUCUCCAGUCCGCUUCGUCAAGUCCUCAAACCCAGGGCCGAGACCAAGACUGUCAGCGAGUCGGGCAAGGCAGAGUACAGCCACGUUAAGACUUUGGAAGCAGUGCUGAACUUCAAGUACUCGGGAGGAGCAGGAAAGGUGGAGGGCUACUACAGGGACCUGUCUUUGGGGGUCCAUGUUGAUGUGGAGCCGUCUGUUUUCUUCACCAGAGUCAGCACCCUCCCUGCAACCAGCACCCGCCAGUGUCAUCUGCUGCUCGACAUCUUCAACCCAACAGAGCAUGAGCUUACCGUCAGUGCCAAGAACAACCAGGACCUGGUUCUCCAUGCCAGCGAGUGCCAGAGGAUGGCCAUCCAGGUUGACAAGUUUGACUUUGAGAGUCUGCCACAGCCAGACCAGGAGACAGCUCGCUUCACCAACCCCAAACAGCUGGAGGAGGAGCGACAGCAUGCCCAGGGCUGCCAGAUCAACAGCAAGCUGGGCAUCUGUUGGAGUAUCCCUUCCCUGCGGCGCCGUGGAGAGGCCAGUGUGGAGGGAGUCCUCAACCAGCUGGUCCUGGAGCACCUACAGCUUGCUCCUUUGCAGUGGGAUGUGUUGGUGAAUGGAAAGCCAUGUGACUGCGAUGUCAUUGCCGACUGUAAAGUGGGUGACGCUGUGAGCCUGGAGGUAAAACUGACCAAUCUGAGCAAGAAUUCAGUGGGGCCCCUGGCUCUCACUGUGGUGCCCUAUCAGGACUUCCAGAACGGAGUCCAGAACUACGAUUUGGAGGACGCCGUCACCUUCAUCGGCUCUAACACCUUCUACAUCGACACGGUUAAACCCAAAGAAAGCUCCGUCUGCGUGGGUGCCCUGCUCUUCCUCUACACUGGAGAUUUCUACCUUAAUAUCAAGUUCCAGGAUGACAGCGCUGGACGGGAGCUUCCUUUAGCUUGGUUCACUCUGCCCAGUGUCCACAUCCGAGCCAUGGACACUCCGCUACAGGCCGGGGCCUAAGGGCUCUGAAUGAAGGAUGGUUAUUGUUGAUCUUCUCUGUAAAUACACACAUGUAAAUAUCAUUUUGUUAAAUGUUCCAGCAUGUGUGCCGUGGAGUGCGAGGGGGAUUUCAAAUCAAAACACUUGAGUGCUUUGUUACAGUCCACCAGUGUGUCGAGGUGUUCGGACAGAACGUAAAGUGAAUCUUUAAUUUGAGUUAAGAAUAGAGCUCAUCCCGAGGCUUUAUGAAUCGACUCUGUAAACAUACAGAGACGAGGAGAAAAAUGACAGAAACAAGUGGAGUUUGUGGGGAGAUCUGAUAUCUUAGAGCACCAACUCACACAGACAUUCUCGUGCACAUUGUCAGUGUGAGUGUUGCUAUGUAGCUAAUGAUACGGCUAAUAUCUGUACAUUUGGCUGCUGUUUAAAAAUACUGUCCUGUGUGUAGUGCGAGGCAAAAUUCUUUUUUCUGAACACAUCUUAAAGGCUUGGACCUAAACCAAUUAAUUUCAGUGGAACUAACCCCUGGAGGUAAAGUAAAUUGUGCUUUCAUGUCGAGUUUAACGUUGAUCAAUAGCAACUGACAAUGCUGAUUUAUGAGGAAAUGGAGCCAGACAGUCCAAAAUGGAGAUAGGUAUCUUACUAGCUUGCACCAUGUUAUUUUACGCUGCUCUGCCGGAGUGCAAACUGUUCUGCUGAAGAGAUGCAUUAUGGUUAUUAUGGUUUGCAAGUGUGAGACAAUAAUGGAUGCUAGGAUUGCAUUUCCUGGAAUUAAAGGUGGGGUAAGCGAUUCAAGGUUCGAUUCUAAUCCCAAUACAUGUUUUUUUUUUUUUUAAUUCAGCAAAUAUCUGCUCACGUUGGGAAGCUUUCUGUUCUGUGUGUGCACUGAUAAAAUGGGAAACAACCAAAAUGGAUUAGACCAACACCGUUACUUAAUUUCAGCCAUUGCCAAGGUUUGUGUGCCAGGUAACGUUAAAUGACUCCAGCUAGUUUCUAGUAGAAAUGCUGUGUCAUCCUCUCUGCGUGUUAGCUUCACAGCUGACACUUUAGUGACGGUUUGCAAACCUACAACCUAGCUAACGUUAUUUUCCUUACUUGUCAUUGUUCGCUCUGUAUCAUAGUAUUUGUCAUGGUAUUGGAUUUCUCCAGAACUGCGUACCGCACCUUUAACUCUGUAAGUUAAAGGUCUAGUUUGUGCUGUGCUAGCUGUGAUAGUUUGCUAACUGAUAGUUAGCAAACUUCUAGCUAGCAAGCUAACUUGGCGAGGUGUUUGAUGCUGGCUAACAGCAGCCUGUUACGAGCUAGCUAGAGCAGUCGUAACUAAUGCUAUGUUACCAAGCUUCCAGCACCAACUAUUUAGCGGGAAAUAAGCAAACGUCCACCUUCUAAUAUCAUUGUCACUUCUUUUCUUAUGUUCAGCAGAUUGAUUUUUGAAUCACGGUGCCGUAUUCUCAGUGGAUUCUUUUGCUACCUUCUAUUUUGAUUGAGAUAUCUGUUGAAAGAAAAGUAGUGUUAUGGGAGAGAAGACCUCAAAGCUGCACACCAACACUGGAAACGUGGUUAGCCAGAAUCUAUAGCCACUUAUGUACGCUUCUAAUGUAUUUAUUUCUACUGCUGUAUGGACAGUCCCUCCUGCCUCUGUGCCACUACACUGAAUUACUGAUGAAUUUUACCGUCUUAGAUUAGCCUAUCAUUAUGUGUGGCCUAUUAUUGUUGUAAAUAAAUGUUAAAAGAAGGCAACCUUUGUUUAAGUUGCCAUUAUUCCAACACUUUGAA